Messenger RNA from Antechinus flavipes (yellow-footed antechinus), 3344 nucleotides. Its product is annotated as zinc finger protein 585A-like. The record is from RefSeq and is a predicted model, not a curated record. Gene Ontology annotation, molecular function: DNA-binding transcription factor activity, RNA polymerase II-specific; RNA polymerase II cis-regulatory region sequence-specific DNA binding. Gene Ontology annotation, biological process: regulation of transcription by RNA polymerase II. The transcript is spliced from 8 exons. Lineage: Eukaryota; Metazoa; Chordata; Mammalia; Dasyuromorphia; Dasyuridae. The coding region runs from base 166 to 2961 and encodes 931 amino acids.
AGUUUUGGAGCUGCCAUCAGGCUGCCUGUCCUUCAAGUCGUCCUUCCUUCCCGGGUAGCUCCUAUUGCUUUGUCUUCUGGAAACCAGAACCAUGCGUGCAUUUCCCAGGCUUCCAGUUCCCAGAAAAGAUGUGAUCUCUUAUUUAAGCAAAGGGAAGCAAUCUGGAUGCUGGACCAAGAAGGCCUGAGGAGCUGCUCUUCAGAGCAAGAGAUCAGACUUGAAAUGAAGGACACAACUGAGGAUCUCAACCCAAGAAUUAUAAGUCGCUGUAACUUUACUUGGAGAAAAAUCUGUGCUACACAUGAGAAAAUCCACACUGGCAAGAAACCUUAUGAAUGUAACCAGUGUGGAAAGGGUUUUAGAAAAAGGAGAGCUCUUACUAUACAUCAGAGAAUCCACUCUGAAGAGAAACCUUUUGAGUGUAACCAGUGUGGAAAGGGUUUUAUAAAAAGACAAACUCUUACUGAACAUCAGCGAAUCCACACUGGGGAGAAGCCUUAUGAAUGUAAUGAAUGUGGAAAGGCUUUUAGAAAAAGGGGAACCCUUACAGUACAUCAGAGAAUCCACACUGGAGAGAAACUUUAUGAAUGUAACCAGUGUGGAAAGGCUUUUAGAAACAAGAGUAAUGUUAUUGAACAUCAGAGAAUCCAUAAUGGAGAGAAACCUUAUGAAUGUAACCACUGUGGAAAGGCUUUUAUAAGAAGAGUUUCUCUUAUUGUACAUCAGAAAAUCCACACUGGGGAGAAACCUUAUGAAUGUAAUCAAUGUGGAAAGACUUUUAGUUAUAAGGGAAAUCUUACUGAACAUCAGAGAAUCCACAUUGGGGAGAAACCUUAUGAAUGUUACCAGUGUGGAAAGACUUUUAUACAAAGGGAGUCUCUUACUGAGCAUCAGAGAAUCCACACUGGGGAAAAGCCUUAUAAAUGUAACCAAUGUGGAAAGACUUUUAUACAAAGGCAAUCUCUUACUGAACAUCAGAGAAUCCACACUGGAGAGAAGCCUUAUAUAUGUAAUCAAUGUGGAAAGACUGUUAGAUAUAAGCGCAAUCUUACUGUACAUCAGAGAAUCCACACUGGGGAAAAGCCUUAUAAAUGUAAUAAAUGUGGAAAGACGUUUAGAUAUAAGCGAAAUGUUAUUGAACAUCAGAGAAUCCACACUGGGGAGAAACCUUAUGAAUGUAACCAAUGUGGAAAGGGUUUUAGGUUUAAGGGAAGUCUUAUUGGACAUCAGAUCAGCCACACUGGAGAGAAAUCUUAUGACUUGAUGACAUUCAGGGAUGUGGCUGUGGACUUCACCCAGGAGGAAUGGGGCCUCUUGGACCCUCCUCAGAGGGAGUUGUACAAGGAGGUCAUGUUGGAGAAUGCCCGGAACCUGCUGUCCCUGGGGCUUCCAGUUCCCAGAGAAGAUGUGGUCUCUUAUUUUAAGCAAAGACAAAUACCCUGGAUGCUGGAACAAGAAGGCCUGAGGAGCAGCUCUCCAGAGCAAGAGAUCAGACUAGAAAUGAAGGACACUACUGAAGAGAAAAACCUUUCUGUGGUAGAAUCUCACAGGCCAAGAUCCAUAAGUCACUGUGACCUUACUUGGAGAGAAAUCUGUGCUAAACAUGAGAAAAUCCACACUGGGGAGAAAUCUUAUGAAUAUAACCAGCAUGGAAAGGGUAUAAGAAAAAGGGGAACCCUUACAGUACAUCAGAGAAUCCACACUGAAGAGAAACCUUAUGAGUGUAACCAGUGUGGAAAGGGUUUUACUGAAAGGAAAGCUCUUCAUGUACAUCAGGAAAUCCACACUUUGGGGAAACCUUAUGGAUGUAACCAGUGUGGAAAGACUUUCAGCAGAAAGGGAUAUUUUACUAUACAUCUGAGAAUCCAUACUGGAGAGAAACCUUUUGAAUGUAACCUAUGUGGAAAGGCUUUUACUGAAAGGAAAGUUCUUAAUGUACAUCAGAAAAUCCACACUGGAGAGAAACCUUAUGAAUGUAACCAAUGUGGAAAGGGUUUUACAGAAAGGAACGCUCUUACUGAACAUCAGAGAAUCCAUACUGGGGAGAAACCUUAUGAAUGUAACCACUGUGGAAAGACUUUUAGGCAAAAGUCACAUCUUACUAGACAUCAGAGAAUCCACACUGGAGAGAAACCUUAUGAAUGUAACCAGUGUGGAAAGGCUUUUAGACAUAAGGAAGCUCUCACUGUACAUCACAGAUUCCACAAAGGUGAGAAACCUUAUGAAUGUAACUUGUGUGGAAAGGCUUUUAGCAAAAAGACAAGUCUUACUGGACACCAGAGAAUCCACACUGGAGAGAAACCUUAUGAAUGUAAGCAAUGUGGAAAGGGUUUUAUACAAAGGGAAUCUCUUAAUAGACAUCAGAGAAUCCACACUGGAGAGAAACCUUAUGAAUGUAAGCAAUGUGGAAAGGGUUUUAUAAAAAGAUAUUCUCUUACUGAACACCAGAGAAUUCACAAUGGAGAGAAACCUUGUGAAUGUAACCAUGUGGAAAGACUUUUUUACAAAGGGAAUCUCUUUCUGAACAUCAAAGAAUCCACACUGGAGAGAAACCUUAUGAAUAUAACCAAUGUGAAGAGACUUAGAUUUAAGGGAAGUGGACAUCAGAGAAGCCACACUGGAGAGAAAUAUUAUACAAUACAUACUGGGAGAAACCUUAUGAAUGUAACCAAUGUGAAGAGACUUUUAGAUUUAAGGGAAGUUUUACUGGACAUCAGAGAAGCCAAGCUGGGGAGAAACCUUAUGAAUGUAACCAUUGUGGAAAGACUUUUAGAUAUAAGCAAAGUCUUACUGGACAUCAAAGAAGCCACACUGGAGAGAAAUCUUAUAAUCCAGCGGCUUUCUCCAUCAGGACUUGCAAGACAUCAAUAUCCCGGCCCUCUCCAAAGGACUAAGGGUGGACCUUGCCAGUGUCCUUCCUCGUCCUUCCAGAGAGCCUUCUGUGUGUUCUACGGCAUUUGAAAGCCUGUUUUCAUAGAGACUUGUUUUCUUUCCUGUCUAUAAGAUUGUGCCAAAUGUAUCAUUCCUGGAGAGAGGCCGGUAUCCCUAUCUAGGCACAAAAAAUUGUGAGGGUCAGGGGAGGAGCCUCGCAUAGCAUAAGAGGAAGUACAGAGGCCUUGAAGCCUGAGGAAGCCGGAUGUAAUUUCUGCAGCCAACAGGCAUCGCCUCCCGAGAAAGGAAAACAUCUCCUUCCAUAUAGGAUGUGCAUGUGACCUCACAGACCCUAUAUAAGUAGUGGGGACCAGGAACUAGAUGGAGUUCAUUAGGAGUUCACUAGGAGGUUGGGAGGGAAUUCAGUGGUAGUGCAGGAUGCGAUUGCAUGGAAUAAAGACUUGUGCUUGCAA